Molecule: messenger RNA, 1923 nt
Organism: Clunio marinus
Lineage: Eukaryota; Metazoa; Arthropoda; Insecta; Diptera; Chironomidae
Source: the annotation of a GenBank genome assembly
UACGGUGAAUUAAAGCCACUUGCCUACGAAAGUGAUUUGGCUUUCACGCCUUGUCUUAUCAAUUUUACACAAAAAUAUUUCCAUUCGGAGCGCGCAUUGCGUGGAUCGCUUGUCAUUAUAAAUUUCGGAAAACAUCCUGAAGGAUUCUUCUUGUUGAAAAUUUUAGAAGCAUUGAAUGAAGAUAAAAAUCAUACAUUUGGAUUGAUGCCGAAGGAUGGAAGAUGGCAUGACGAUCCAGCGAAAGUCAUUGAUAAGGCUCAAAAUUACAUGUUAAUAAUGUUGGAUAUGGAUGACUUGAGGCUAAAUGUCGAUCAAUGGAAAAGUUUGCCAACAUGGAAUCCAUUGGCACAAACAAUUAUUGUUCUUCUUAAAACUUUUGAUACAAUCAAAGAGAAAGACGAAUUCGUAAGACGAGUGUUUGAAGAACUUCUUGCUGAUGGAAUUUUAUUCGUUAAUAUUUUAUUUCGAAUGACAAGCACUCUUAAUAAAAUGGCAGUUGAGACAUGGUUUCCUUACUACGAUAAAGGUUGUGCCAGAUUCGUGGAUAAUAUUUAUAAAAUUGGUGAAUGUAUCGUGUCUGAGAAGAUGAACCGAUUAACUGGAAUUUCCGAGAAAACUUGGAAAAUUUAUGAAUUCAACGAAGAAAAAUAUCCUAAAAUUCCUAAAAUAUUCAAUAAUUGUCCUUUAAUUAUAUCAACAUUCGUAUGGGAACCAUUUGUAGUAGGAAACGAGAAAAUUGAAACAGGUCUCGAGAUUCUUAUGAUUAAAACAAUCGCACAACAAAUGGACAUCAAAUUACAAUUCAACAUCAUCAACGACGAUCUUGUGACAGCAAAAAUCUCUGGCGAUAAUCAGACUGGAAUUUAUUCUGAUGUACUUCAAAAAAAAGCUGAUCUAAUGUUAGGAGGUUUAUAUGAAAAUCCAAUUUCUCGUAAACUGGUAUCACCAUCAAUCCCUUAUUAUCAAGACGACAUCACGUGGUGCGUUGCAAAAGCAAAAUUCGCCCAAACAUGGCUUAACGUUUUUAUUAUUUUCAAUCUGACAACGUGGUUUAUCAUAAUUUUCACAUUGGUCGCUUCGUCAGUAUUUCUUUAUGCCAUCGCUUACUUUACAAAACAAACAAAAGAGAAUUUUACUUGGGUGUUUCUCAUAACUGUGACAUUAUCAACUGGUCAAUAUGGUCAUUACUGGCCAAAUAGAUCAUCAAUUAGAUUUUUUCUUAUAAUUUUAUAUUUCUAUGGACUACACAUUAACACAGCAUAUCACAGUUCAUUGAUAAAUGUUCUCACAAAUCCACGCUACGAAGACCAAAUAAAAACAAUGGAAAUGGCGAUAGAAGCAGGUUUGACUUUUGAAGUCAACGUGAACACUAUGGAGUUCUUCAAUUCUAAAGGAGAUUGGAUUUCAAAGUAUUUAUUAAGCAAUCAUAAAUUAUGUCGAAACAUUGAUAAAUGUUUCAAAAAGAUUAAAAAGGAUAGGAAGGUAGCAGUUGCGUUAUCACGAGCUCAUGCAUUAAAUAAUCCUUUUCGAUUCAUUGAAGACGAAGAUUUCUUCUGCUUUCCAGUGUCUGAUGAUGUCGUCAUUUAUUCAGUUGUUAUGAUGUUUCGUAGAUUUCAUCAUUUAUUAGCAGACAUUAAUAAGAAAAUAAGAACAAUAUCAGAGUCUGGAUUGUUAACGAAAUGGCAGAAGGAUAGUCAAAGUGAGGGAGAUAAUGAAGUUGAAGAUUCGAGCGAUGCUGUUGGUCAUGGCAGUGUUAAAAUGGUUCUUCGUGUUGAACAUGUUGAAGGUGCUUUCCUUCUGGUUCUUCUCGGAUUGGCAACCGGCUUCUUAGUUUUUCUUGUUGAACUUUCCAUCUUUUACAUAAGAAAAAAAUAUAAAAUCAUUAUGAAAAGAAGGAAUGAGAAGAAAAACAUUCGAAAGUAA